AUGUUGGGCGCCUGUGUGGGGGCGGCGCUGAGGGGAGCCCGGCGGCGGGGCUGCUGCGGCGGCCCGGCGGGGGUCGGCCUCCUCCCCCCGGCCGCCGCCCUCCGGCGGGACCCCCCGGGCCCCCGCUUCCUCCUCCUCCUCCGGCCGCCCGCACCGCCCGCACCGCCGCCCUGGAGCCCCCGGCGGCCCCGGCCCGGGGACCGCCACAGCGCCGGCGCACGGACCCCGUAUGAAAAUCCAUGGACAAUCCCAAAUUUGUUAUCACUGGCAAGAAUUGGGUUGGCCCCGGUUCUGGGCUAUUUGAUUAUCGAAGAGGACUUUAAUGUGGCACUUGGAGUUUUUGCUUUAGCUGGAAUAACAGAUUUGUUGGAUGGCUUCAUUGCUAGAAAUUGGGCUAAUCAGAAAUCAGCUUUGGGAAGUGCCCUUGACCCGCUUGCUGAUAAAAUACUUAUCAGUAUCCUCUAUGUCAGCCUGACUUGUGCAGAUCUUAUUCCAGUUCCACUCACGUACAUGAUUAUUUCAAGAGACAUCGUCUUAAUUGGUGCCGUUUUUUAUGUCAGAUACAGAACUCUGUCACCACCACGAACACUUUCUAGAUACUUCAAUCCCUGCUAUGCCACUGCUAGAUUAAAACCAACAUUCAUCAGCAAGGUGAACACAGCAGUUCAAUUAAUCCUAGUGGCAGCAUCUUUAGCAGCUCCAGUUUUCAAUUAUGUUGACAGUAUUUAUCUCCAGAUUCUUUGGUGCAUUACAGCUGUCACCACAACUGCAUCAGCCUACAGUUAUUAUCAUUAUGGUCGGAAAACUGUGCAAGUAAUCAAGAGCCUCCAGCGGGAUUAACAGGGAAACUGAAGGACACUGUAGACUGGCUUUGGUGCAAACAAUCUGACGGCUCAUUCUUCUGGGGUUUGGUUUGGAAAGGACUUGUCAGUUUAAACCAUGUAUCCAAAUGAAGCUCAAUCAUGUUGUAUAUAUGGAAUUUCCCGUGUAUUUUCAAACAAAUUGCAAAUAUAACGAUGCAGAAUUCUGUAGGUUUCUUAU
Molecule: messenger RNA, 1041 nt
Organism: Tachyglossus aculeatus (Australian echidna)
Lineage: Eukaryota; Metazoa; Chordata; Mammalia; Monotremata; Tachyglossidae
Gene: CRLS1
Product: cardiolipin synthase 1
Exons: 8
Coding region: 1-840 (279 amino acids)
Biological process (GO): cardiolipin biosynthetic process
Cellular component (GO): mitochondrion; membrane
Molecular function (GO): cardiolipin synthase activity
Source: RefSeq, a predicted model, not a curated record